Messenger RNA from Paramecium sonneborni, 455 nucleotides. NCBI's taxonomy places the organism in Eukaryota, Ciliophora, Oligohymenophorea, Peniculida, Parameciidae. The record is from the annotation of a GenBank genome assembly.
AUAAAAAUAUGAAAUGAAUUAGAUGAAAGAAAGAACGAAAGAAAAAAGAAAUUAGUGAAGUAUAGAAAUUGUAUUGUAUAGAGAAUAUUAGAGUAUAUAAAUUUAAAACGGAUUUAUAAGUGAAUAAUUAAUAAUAAAGGGGGAAAAAGGGAAGAUGAGACAGGUGUUUAUAAUACUGAUAUUAGCAUCUAUAUGUUUUUCCCAAUCUUAACUGAGAGGAAGCUAAUAAAUUGGUAUAGCUGCAAUUGAUAUGAGUAGUCAGAUAGGAUGGUAGCUUAGAAGAUUAUUCAUUUAUGUAAUUUCACUAUCAUACACCACCAAUGGAUGUAAUGAUGAUGAAUCACGAAGCCGAGAUUUAAAGAAUGAUGGGAGUACCAGGAGUUGUGAUGAUGAAUUAUGUUAUAGAGGAAUCUCCAUAUAAUCCAAUAGCUUGGUGAAAAUAAUAUUAAAAUAUA